Messenger RNA from Bursaphelenchus okinawaensis, 671 nucleotides. NCBI's taxonomy places the organism in Eukaryota, Metazoa, Nematoda, Chromadorea, Rhabditida, Aphelenchoididae. The record is from the annotation of a GenBank genome assembly.
AUGGUCACAUGUUUUGAAGUAACUUUGUGUUUACAAAUCGCACUUUUUCGAAUAGUUAUUGAAAUUCGAAACCAUUUUAUGUCAUGGAUAGGUGUCUGCUUGACGUGCCAUACUUUUAUGAUAAUGAUCCAGGUGUUCCGCUUUUUGAAUUCAUAUGUAUUCGAAUAUCAGUUAGUUGGUUUAUUUUAAUAUCUUGUUCUAGAGGUAAAAAAUUAUGUCUUUUAAAUGUUUUUAAGAUACGUUUUACAAGGUGGGGGGGGUGAUAGAUUUAGGCUAAGGCUCAGGCGAGGGCUCAGGCGCAGGCUCAGGCUCAAGCUUAGGCUCAACCUCAGGCUCCUGCUCAGGCUCACGUUUAAGCUUAAGCUCAAGUUCAGGCUCACUCUUAGGCUUAGUCUUAGGCUCAGGCACAGGCUCAGGCUUAGGCUCAGGCUCAGGUUCAAGCUCAGGCUUAGGCUCAGGCUCAGGUUCAAGCUCAGGCUCAGGCUCAGGCGCAGGCUCAGGCUCAGGUUCAAGCUCAGGCUCAGGCUCAGGCGCAGGCUCAGGCUCAAGCUCAAGCUCAAGCUCACGCUCACGCUCAAGCUCAAGCUUAUGCUCAAGUUCAAAUUCAAGCUCAGGCUCAGGCCCAAGCUCAAGCUAAGGCUGACCCAAAAUGUCUAAAAAAGUACUUCUAA